Rotaria sp. Silwood1 is the source of this 933-nucleotide messenger RNA. NCBI's taxonomy places the organism in Eukaryota, Metazoa, Rotifera, Eurotatoria, Philodinida, Philodinidae. The record is from the annotation of a GenBank genome assembly.
AUGUUUAUUAAUAUUUCGGAUAUUGAUUUAUUUCGAUUUGAAACAAUUAAUGAUUUUAUUACACAUUCACUUAUAUCAAUUGAACAAAUAAAACAAUUAUUUGAUGAUAAUCAAGGAAAUUUUCCAUUUCCAAUACAACUUGAACAAUUUGUUCUUGAUCAUAUUUUUAAAUCAAAUUCAAAAAUAUUUAAACGUGAAACAUUUCGUGAUGAAUCUCUUAUUGAUUUAUAUACUUCAAUAUUAAAUGAUUUAUUACAUUGGUCAACUUAUACACAUAAACAAAUUAUUUGUAUUUUAACAUUAAUUCAAGGUCUUUUAUGUCAAAUUGAACGAACAAAUAAAAUAAAUUCUAGCAAAUUAGAUGAAGCAUUUAUUCAUUCAUGUUCAAUAUUAAUGGGUGGAAAUGAUAAUAAAAAAUCGAUUUUAUUUAAUACUCAACAAUAUCCAAAAGUAAUUGAUUAUAUUAUUCAAAUAAUUUUUCAACAUCGACAUUUAUAUGAAAUAUUACUCGAUGAAAAACCUCAACAAAUUGAAAAAAUUGAAGAAAAUAGAACAAUCGAUUUUCAUUUAUUUGAACAACCAAUUUUUCCUUAUCCAUUAACAGAAGCUCUUCCAUUAUCUAUUUAUCGUGAAAUUAUUCUUCAAAUUCCACCAACUCCAAAACUCAAUGAUGGAAUUGAUCCAGAUCAAUUUUCACGUGAAUCAUUAUCAAUUACUAAUGAAGAAACAAAUCUUGAUCUUAAUGAAACGAUUGACAAUAUAAAUCAUCAACAUCCAAAUAUAACACAUGAACAAAUUCGACAAAUAUUUGCUGAAGUUUCACAACAAUAUUUAUCUGAACAUAAUGAAAAUAUACAACAUAAAUUAAGAGAAAAAGAAAUUUCACUCUUAACAAAAUUUAGUAAUUUACAAUUAACUAAUAAAAAUGAAUAA